Messenger RNA from Octodon degus (degu), 5348 nucleotides. RefSeq names its product KIAA1522 ortholog (gene Nhsl3). Gene Ontology annotation, biological process: cell differentiation. The transcript is spliced from 7 exons. The coding region runs from base 53 to 3310 and encodes 1085 amino acids. Lineage: Eukaryota; Metazoa; Chordata; Mammalia; Rodentia; Octodontidae. The record is from RefSeq and is a predicted model, not a curated record.
CCGCGCAUGGGCGCCGCGCCGCAGGGGGCCUGACCCCCGCCAGCUCCGCGCCAUGGCAGCCCGCGCGCCCCCCGCCGCACCUGCGGCGGAGGAGUCUGGGGGCCCGGGUGGUCCCCCGCGCAGGAAAAAGUCCCGAUCGGGCGCGUCCGGCCUCCGCCGUGCCUUCAGCUGGCUGCGGGGCAAGCGGCGCAAGAAGAAGACUGGGGGCACCGAGGGCGCGGAGGCGGCUGCCCUUCGCGCGAAGAAGGCGGACGACAAGACCAAGAAGGCCAAGGGCAAAGGCCGAGGCUCUGCCAAAGCUGAAAGUGACAAACGCCAGAGUGUAGGAUCCAGCCAGGGACCAGGGUUUGUUGUGGGUGAGCACCAGGACAAUGUCUUCUUCCCCAGUGGGCGACCACCUCACUUGGAAGAGCUGCACACUCAGGCCCAGGAGGGGCUUCGCUCCCUGCAGCACCAAGAAAAACAGAAACUGAACAAGGGUAGCUGGGACCAUGGAGACACCCAGAGCAUCCAGUCCUCCCAGACAGGGCCAGAUGAAGACAGCAUCUCCUUCUGCAGCCAGACUACAUCCUACACAGCUGAGAGCUCCACGGCCGAGGAUGCUCUGUCCAUCCGCUCGGAGAUGAUCCAGCGCAAAGGCUCCACCUUCCGACCCCAUGACUCAUUUCCCAAAUCAUCUGGAAAGUCGGGGCGCAGGCGGCGCGAGCGUCGGAGCACAGUGCUGGGACUGCCUCAGCAUGUGCAGAAGGAGCUCGGCCUGCGGAAUGAGCGUGAGGCACCAGGUACUUCUCGACCACCUGGUCCACGAGAUGCCAUCCGCAUCCCCACAGUGGAUGGCCGCCCAGCUGGCCUGGCCUUAGGGACAGGGGUCCGGGUGUCCCUACAGGCCCUGGAAGCAGAAGCAGAGGCUGGUGCAGAUACAGAGGCCAUGCUGCAACGCCACAUCGACCGUGUCUACCGGGAUGACACACUCGUUGGCCGGUCCACUGGGAUCCGGCCCCCGCCAUUGACCCGGCCCAUGUCCCUAGCUGUGCCAGGAAUGACAGGAGGGGCUGGGCCUCCAGAGCCCCUAAGCCCAGCCAUGUCCAUUUCACCCCAGGGUACCUACUUGUCAAAGCUGAUCCCACAUGCUGUGCUGCCACCCACAGUGGAUGUGGUAGCCCUGGGCCGCUCUAGUCUGCGCACACUGAGCCGCUGCAGCCUGGUCUCAGCCAGCCCAGCCUCCAUCCGUUCGCUGGGCCGCUUCUCCUCAGCCUCCAGCCCCCAGCCCCGCAGUCGCCAUCCUUCCUCCUCUAGUGACACCUGGAGCCACUCUCAGUCCUCUGAUACCAUUGUGUCUGACGGUUCUACCCUCUCUUCUAAGGGCGGCUCUGAGGGCCAGCCAGAGGGCUCUGUGACUAACGCCAGUGUGGCUCCCCUGCCUCAAGGUGGCAGUGGGAGGGGCUCCCCUAGUGGGGGUAGCACUGCGGAAGCCUCGGACACGGCCAGCAUUCGGAGCAGUGGGCAGUUAUCUGGCCGGAGCGUGUCCCUACGAAAGAUGAAGCGCCCUCCACCACCGCCCCGCCGGACCUACUCUCUCCAUCAGCGGGGCUCAGCAGCACCUGAUGGGCCCUUAGGGCUGCCUCCCAAGCCUGAGCGGAAGCAGCAGCCACAGCUGCCCCGGCCACCCACUACAGGUGGGUCAGAAAGGGUGGGGGCAGCACCCUGUCCACCCAACUCAGCAGGUGGCUGGGUGCCUGGCUUGUCUCCUAGUGGUUCCCGGUGCCCACCACACUCCCCAGAACGGACACUUUCACCCUCCAGUGGAUACUCGAGCCAAAGUGGUACCCCGACUCUCCCUCCCAAGGGGCUAGCAGGUACCCCUGCCUCCCCAGGCAAGGCCCAGCCCCCUAAACCAGAGCGUGUCACAUCCCUUCGAUCUCCUGGAACCUCUGUGUCCUCUUCUCUUACAUCUCUGUGUUCUUCCUCCUCUGAUCCUACCCCCUUAGACCGUUCUGGUCCACAUAUGUCAACCUCCAUAGCUGAUAGGUUUGUCAUACCUCCUCACCCCAAGGUGCCUGCCCCCUUCUCCCCACCUCCCUCUAGGCCCAAAACCCCUAACCAGGCUGCCUCUGCUCUGGCUGCCCCACCUGUGGAUCCUGGGCCCAGCUCUACCACUAAUGCCAGUCCUCAGUCCCCUCCUCCCCAGACAUCCCUGACCCCUUCCCAGGAGUCUCCUAGUGUCUCCAAAGACCACUCACCCCCACCAUCCCCACCUCCAUCUUAUCACCCACCUCCACCCCCUAGUAAGAAGCUGGAGGUGGUUGAGGAGACCCCACCAGCCCCAGAGACUGCUGAGGAACCCCUCUUAGACCCCAACUGGCCCCCUCCCCCACCUCCUGCAUCUGAGGAGCAGGACCUAUCCAUGGCAGACUUCCCUCCACCAGAGGAGGCUUUUUUCUCUGUGGCUGGUAUUGAGUCUGCAGGCCCUUCAGAUCUCCCAGAGCCUGUGAGCUCUUCAGCUGCUUCACCUUCAGCUGCUGUCUCUGCCCAGAGCCAGCCCCAGGGUCCCCCAGAGCCUCCUCCUGCUCCACCAGUUCCACCUCCAAGUAGUUCUGUCCCUGAGCUUCUAGCCAAACCCCCUCAGAAGGAGAAGGAGCCAGUGGGCAGCAGCAAGAGCAGUGGGACUCCUAGGGAGGACACAGGUACACCUCUGGUCACCCCCUCACUGCUGCAGAUGGUGCGGCUGCGCUCUGUGGGCUCUCCCACAGGGGCUCCCACUCCAGCCUCUGGGCCACCAGCCCCCCAGAAGCCGCUCCGAAGGGCCCUGUCAGGGCGGGCCAGUCCUGUGUCUGCCCCCUCUUCAAGGCUCCAAGCUGCCGUCCAACUUAAGGCCUCCCAGCUGAAUGGGGCACCGGAGGCACAGCUGCGGUCUCCCCAGUCCCCUGCCUGCACGGCCAGCUUCAUCUUUUCCAAGGGCACUAAGAAGCUGCACCUCGAGCGGCCUGUGUCCCCUGAGGCCCAGGCUGACCUCCAGCGGAAUCUGGUGGCAGAACUUCGGAGCAUCUCAGAGCAGCGUCCACUUCAAGCACUGAAGAAACCACCUAAGGCUCCCCCACCUGUGGCCCGAAAGCCUUCUGUGGGUGUUCCUCCACCUGCUUCCCCCGGUUUGUCUCCAUCUGAGUCCCUUACUGCUCUUCCCACCAACGGGCUCCCUCAUGCUGAGGACAGGACUGAGGGGGAGCUGGCCAAGAACGGAGGUGUGAAGCUGGCAGGCCCAGAGGAGAAGAUGAGUCCCCCAGGCUCAGAGCCACAGAAAGAAUUGGUCUGACCACCACACUUGUUGGUACUGCUGACCCAUCCCAGGAAUACAAUCUCUCAGGGACCUGAGGAGCUCCAAGGACCAGAGGACACGGCAGACACAACCUAAGGGAGGACGCCUGCAGCCUUAACCUCACGGCCUUUGAUAUUUAUGCAAGCCUGGUGUUGCCCGGUCCUCCAAACUACCCACAUCUCAUGCCUUUUCUCAAAGGGUUCACCUCUAGCAGUUGCUGCUUCAGCGUUGCCUUAGCUUCAUUUUGAAGGAGGUAGCUGGUGGGAGGUGACUGCGCCCCCUGCUGGCGACAAGGCCACAGAGGCGUGUGAACGCUUUUUUUUUUUUUAAAUGUCCAAAUCAUGCACAUGCUGUAGUCCAGAAUCAAAGCACUUUCCCAAGUGGCUACGUGUCCAUUUUUCAGGGCCUGUGAAGCCACAUUUCAAGGGCCUGUUUACAUGGCAGCAGCAUCCAUCUCUGGUAACCAGUCCAUAUCUGGGGCCAGUCUGUCUCUUGUCCCCCAAUCUAGUUUGCUCCUUAGUUCUUGGAGGUGAACAAAUCACUUAUUCCCACAGGCUUCCCCAGGCUGAGGGCAGAGUGGGACUGGAAUUCCAAAGCACAAAAGGUGCAGUGGGAGCUAGCCUUCCUGUGCCUCAACUUACUACCAACCUCCUGCCUUCCAGUUCUGCCAGGUGCUCCAUGCAGGGGACAAGGGGGAGACUGCUAGGACCCAGAUGGGUAGAGGAAGAGCCACAGAUGAGGUCUGAGGUCCUCUGUGUCCCCUGAAUGUGAAGACAGUAGCAAGUCAUCUCAGCCAGUCCCUGGCGCGCCAGGCACCUGCCUGUUUGAUCAGGUCAGGGUGGCUCGGCCCAGUUUCAGAGGCAGAAGCCCAUGGGCUUGUUGUCUCUUUCAGCCUGGCAGCGAGUACUGAGGUAGGAGAAUUGGCAAGGGGAGAAGUGUUUGGGCAGCAGGCCCAGAUCUGGCCCUUGGACCUCUUUUCUCAGUGAUGUCCUUUCUGCAGCUACCUUUCAGCGUUGAGUGGUUCUGCUGGGGAAACAGGCUGAAUGGCAAGGAUGGGAAAAGCUAAAGGUGCAUUUUAUUCAACCUCCCUAGUCAGUGAGGGGCCACACAGUGUUCCUACAGAGGAGGCCCAUGGCUGUCCCCUAGGUGUCAGCCUGUGCUACUGAUCUCUCCUCUGGGAACUUAACAACCUGUUUUUAGCCUGUACCACCUGUUUAGUAAGCUGGCUUCCUCAGUGGCCCUUGUGACUCUAUAGGGGUGGUCAUAGUGCCUCCCUUUACAGCAGCCUGGCUGCCACCCAGAGCCAUCCUUUCUUGAUCCUUACCAGUGACAUGGACUUGAGCCAGGCAAGUAACCUUGCAUUUAGCUUCUGUCACCAGGAGGGUGGCACUCUGGCUCAUCACCUGCUCCCCAAGAGCUGGUAACAUGGGGGGUUUGUAGGCUGCUCCUGAGACUUAGUUCAUUAGCACCAUCUUCCCUAUAGCUAUAAACCAAGUCUUUCCCUAGCCCUGUGGGUAAUGGGGAGCGGCUGGUGGGUGUUGUGUUGCACCUGCCCUGUGAGUCGAGGAAGGACAAUCUGUAAGCACUGUUCUGCCUGGAGCUCCUCAUCUGCCUGCCCUAGGACCCAGGACCCACCCAAGCCCCGUGAACCUGGCAAUAUACUCGAUGCCGAAGGCAGGAGGGAGCCAACUUGUGUCCUUCCUUGCCCUCACCCAAUGUUGCUGGAGCCCUUCUCAUUUAGGACUUUCUGAGCUUAUUUCCCCACUGGGUGGGCCAGAGUACAACAGAGAAGGAAUCUAGCAGAGGCAACCUUUAUCUCUGGGGUAAAUGUUAACUUGACUGAGUGCAAAUGGAGAGACCAAAAGCCUCUGAUUUUUUAUUUGCAUAAAAAUGUUAGAAGACAGAAGUAUAUAUAUAUUUCUUUAAAUUUUUGAGUCUUUGAUAUGUCUAUAUAAAUCCAUCUCUGUCCUAAAGCUUGAGACACAUGAAAAGCCUGUGUUUCAUUUAAAGGUAUUAAUUAAAUGAUUGAAACUUG